Messenger RNA from Hylaeus anthracinus, 3608 nucleotides. It is a transcript of the gene SpdS, whose product is annotated as spermidine synthase. NCBI's taxonomy places the organism in Eukaryota, Metazoa, Arthropoda, Insecta, Hymenoptera, Colletidae. The coding region runs from base 392 to 1318 and encodes 308 amino acids. Gene Ontology annotation, biological process: spermidine biosynthetic process. Gene Ontology annotation, molecular function: spermidine synthase activity. The record is from RefSeq and is a predicted model, not a curated record. Gene Ontology annotation, cellular component: cytosol. The transcript has 6 exons.
UAUGUUUUCGUUAAGUGUAUUAAAUGGCUCCUUCAGCACGUGUAUGUUAUCUGGUUGGUAGUUGAACCGUCAUUAUCAAGGAGCAAACGGGGGACUGCGGCCGAUAAGGGCCAUCUUCCGUUUGUCAAGUAGACGCUCGUCAAGUUUUCAUUCGUUAGUAUUGCUCGUGCUUCCGUUUGGAAGGUCUGCCGCGCUGGCUCGUUGCCCGUUAACGGUACGCGUUUACUUUCGUUUACCACAGAAAUUUUGCCGACCUCGAACAAAUAAAAAGGAUCCAAUUUCUAUGCAGCCUUCUAUCGUACUAACUGAAGCGCCCUUCCGGUUCCGUCGUUAAGUGUCUGCUUUCAGUUGAAUAUCGAAGGAGCAGGGUCCAGCUCGACUGCCGGGAAAAAUGGACACGAUGAAACCCGGCUGGUUCAGCGAAAUCAAUGAUCUGUGGCCAGGUGUCUCGUUGUCACUCGAGGUUGUCGACAUACUCCAUCGGGAACGGUCGCGGUAUCAAGACGUGAUGGUGCUCCAAACGAAAUCACAUGGAAAGGCCCUAAUUUUAGAUGGUAUCAUACAAUGCACGGAGAGAGACGAAUUUUCAUAUCAAGAGGCGAUCGCCUUUUUACCGCUGUGCAGCCAUCCAAAUCCAAAAACGGUUUUAAUAGUUGGAGGUGGAGAUGGAGGGGUUGCUCGGGAAGUCGCGAAACAUCCGGACGUAGAAGGGAUCGUGCAAGUCGAGAUUGACGAAAAAGUAUUGGAGGUUUCCAAAAAAUACUUGCCUCUGUUAGGCACAGGACUGGAUCAUCCUAAGGUCACUCUUAAUAUAGGCGACGGCUUUGAAUUCUUGAAGAAACAUGUGGGACAAUUCGAUGUUAUAAUUACGGACAGCAGCGAUCCUGUCGGUCCAGCUGAGUGUUUAUUCCAAGAAUCGUACUUCAGCGCAAUGAAAAAUGCGUUGAAACCUGGUGGAAUCGUUUGCAGUCAAGCAGGAACUGCAUGGGCCAAUCUCGAUCACGUAACUCAAACUCUCCAACACUGUAAAUCGGUGUUCCCGGUUGCAUCUUAUGGAAUCGUGGCGGUGCCAACUUAUCCUACAGGACAGAUUGGUUUUGUCCUCGGCAGUUUGAGUGCCGAAACGAACUUCAAAGAGCCAAAGAAAGUUUUUAGUAACGUCGAUCUGGAUAAAAUGAAAAUGAAGUACUACGACGACGAAGUGCAUCGAGCUGCAUUCGUUUUGCCAAGGUUCAUAAGGAAAGCAUUGUACCAAAUAGGUGACAACUAUACAGUUUGCAAGUUGACCAUAGAGAAAAAAAGGGCUGAAUCUGAUUGAAUAAGAAUAUUAAUUAAGACAAUUGCAUCAUUGUUAUUACAUUAUCACCAGCUGCAUCGGAAUUGCACGGAAUCGUAUUCACAACGAUUAAUUCAUACUGAAACGAACAAGCUAGAGUCGUCUAAUUAGCUAAAUUAAUUAAUCGAGUGACUGUAUGUAUUGUGUAAGGCAAUUCGAGGCAAUGAGAAUAACAUAACAACAAGGUGUUAGAAAUUCUUUAUUACCUGAAUGUAAUAGGGCUAGUAUGUAUAUUUGCGAACUUCACUGUAAUAUAGUAAUAAAAUAAUAUUUGUUAUACUGAUCAGCGUUUGCUGCAACUUAAUCAUAAUAAUUAAUAAUAAGAAUGAAGGAAUAAUAAUAUAAUAUAAUAUUACAACUUGUAUAACAUUCCGCUAUAAUAAUAUACGCAUAAGAUUAAAUCGAUUGUUCGAAAAGUAACGAUUGAAAAUAUUCUGUGUAUAUAUUUGAAUUGUCAAAACAAUGCUGCAAAUGUUAAAACUGUAAAGACGCCAUCGUUGCUUGCUUUCUCUUUAAUACAUUAACGAUAUACAUAGAAUAUAUAAUAUAUCAUCUAUCGCAUAAUUGUCUUGUAUAAUUCAUUAUCUCCGUCAUUUAUGUAUAUAUACUUUCUUAUAUAUCAUGGCACACAUCUAUAUAAUAGGUAUACGUAUAUAAAAUAAAAAUACGGUUGGCGAUCGUUCUCAAAAUAUAUGAUACUAAAUGCAAUAAUGUGUGUACGUGUAAAUACACGCAUACACGCACACAUAUAUACAUACACGUCGUUACUUUGGAAAAGUUCGAUAACAAAAAUCUGCUUUUCUUCGUUUCUUUUGAGACGAUCUCUUUUCCGAAAUAGAAUUUUCCCGUUAUUUUAUUUUUAUUAUUGUGAUCGUACUACCGAACAUUAGUAAAGCAUUUGACUUUUUGGUAAUAUUGAAAAACUUCUACGUUCACUACGAGCACGUGAAAAAAAAAGCGGCAUCUCAUAACAAAAUAACACUCAGGCACUUUUCGUAUUUUUUUUUCGCUUUUUAAUAAUCUUCCAUCGUUCGCGAGGACACCCGAACAUCGCGUGGAAUACCUAACGUCUAUUUACAAUUAUAUCUUCGAAAGGCUAACAAUAAUUGCACUAAUCGAUCACUUGGAACAGGCCUGUUCUUCAACCUUUUCACCUAUCCUAUAAAUCUCCAAGCUUCAGUGACUUCGCUAAAAUAUUUUUCUUUAAAAGCGUAUAUUUAUUCCAAGCUUUGAACCUUUUUGACGUUUCUUCAGUAAAAUUAUGCAACGGUUUAACCCUUCAUUAGAAUUCGUUUGAGUUUUUCAAAGCUUCAGCUCGGAUCCUCCAGCUGGAGGAUUCGUGGAGUUAUUCAAAGCACCACACUCUUUGAUCAUUCGAAUUCUGACAAAAUCCUGGUAAAUUGUUUAUAACCGUAUCCUCGAAAUGUGUUCGUGGGCCUCAGCCAUUUUACUUUCAAGUUGAGUUGCGUUAAACUAACAUUUUCAUUUCUUUUCCGUUACCUCGUAAUCAUUUAGUUCCUUACAAACUUGCGAAAAAGCAUACUUCGUGCCGUAAUAAAAAUAAAUUGAUCGUUAUCUUUUUUACAAUAUAAUACGUACUCCACCUUUCCCUUUCUCGCUGUUCCAUCGAUCACUCCUCAACCAUCGCAUCAAGUUUUACUCUAUCAGAAGAUUAUUUUUAUUCCAGCAUGUUCUACGUCUCAUUCAUUCGGUACGCUAUAAUUUAUAAGGUGUACAUGUAAACUGUUCGUCGCGACUUCGCAAAUUCAAUUCAAUUCUGACACUCCAAGUAAAAAAUGUACGUAUUCUAUUCGACAGAAGAAUAAGAAAAUUCGAAAUGAAUCACGAGUGAUGGACGAUGCAAGUUCUCACAAGAGAUUAUUGAAGUCUUGGUCGAUUAAAUUCCAUGGAAUUGAUUCUGGGAACAAUGAGUUCCCCCACUUUAUCUUCGUAUAGAAAUAAAAAGAACUCUGAAUUACAAAAUCUAGACGAAUCUCACGAUAGAACUGCGAAAGUCGUGGCAAAUAUUUGCUUUUUUUUUUAAUACCCUGUACAAUAUUCCACUCGCUCGUUAAAUAUUUUUGUUGUCGGACAGCUCUGACUGAAAAAGGCUGACGUUCGAUUCGUCGAUGAAAUUAUAGAAAACGAGCCAUCGUCGUUGAACGGUUGACGAAACACGCACGCAAACAGCAGGGAACAGCGAAACGAAUAUGUGUAAGGUAAAAAAUACAGGCUCAAGCGAACAAAUAGCAUCCAGAACUAACAAAGGCAG